This is a messenger RNA of Pelagomonas calceolata, 1649 nucleotides long. The record is from the annotation of a GenBank genome assembly. Lineage: Eukaryota; Pelagophyceae; Pelagomonadales; Pelagomonadaceae.
GGUUUCACCGGCAGGCCUUUUUUAUGCAAAUUGCACCCCCAGCAGUGGGCAUUGCUAGCAAAUAGCAGCGCGCGCUACGUCUCGGCAUUUGCACGGACGCCGCAUCGACGUCUAGACGGACUGCGAACAGUUCUUGAGCUCUCUGCCGUCGUAGCACGGGCAGCGAGGGCUUUACGUGGAGCAGCGCUCGCUCGCGGUUUCACCAGCGCUCGCGGCAGCCAGCGCUGACCAGCGCUCGCGGGCAGCUCUGCCGCAGCGAUGCCGCGCCGCGCCGCCGCGCGCGCGCUCGUGGCGCUGGCGCUCGCCGCGGCGCCCGCCGUGUCGGCCGACGGCAUGAUCAAGAACGCCGAGGCCUACUGGGUCAUCGAUCCUACCGAUCAGACGUGCUUGACGGAGCUCGGCACCUUCGGUGCGUGCGACGACGAUGCCUUGUACAUGUACCUGUCGCGGCCCGUGGGGUUCCUCGAUCGAUUACUAAGGGGCACAAAGUCCCGGCGAAGCCUGGCCAUGGUCCUCGAGCCCGUGCCCCGUCGUGCUUGCUUGUCCACCAAAAAAGCGCACGGCCGGACCGUGCUGGGCGGCGGCGACUGCUCCUCUGUAAGCCGAGCCCAGCAGUGGGAGAUGCUCCAGUCCAACGCGAAGCGGGCCCAGUCUAGAACUCAAAACGAGGACAUGGUCGCGGCAGUGGCGUUAACGACGAACAAGCAGCGCGACUGCGUCGUGAGAGACAGCUCGAUCUGGUCGAAGGCCGCGCGGAUGCAGCGCGCUCUCUCGGGCGGUUCGUCGCGCGAAACGGCCCCCAAAGGAGCCCUGGCGAACACCGUCUCCGUCCUCAAGUGCGCCCAGCGCGGCCACACGCCGCUCGAGCUCACGGCCUCGAACGUCGCCACUUCUGGCUUCUUAUUUCAAGCAGCCGACGGCGCCGCCUGCUACGACGGGAUUCGGUUCCGAGCCUGCUCCGACGAGGACCGGUCGUUGCGCUGGGGUAUUGGUGUGAAAUUCGAGCGCGGCCGGCCGAAGACCGCUCUGUACAAGUUCUACAACGCGUCGGACUCGUGCCUCGUCGAGAAGGGCGACGCUUUGGUGCUUGGCUCGUGCAGCCAGAAGAACGCGCUCGGGUGGGGCGUCACGCGCGGCCGCCUCUGCCGCAACGGCGACUGCGUCAAGAGCGGGAAAUGUCUAGCUAGAUCGGCCUUCGACGCCGCGGCGAAGCUCUUCCCCUGCAAGCAGAACGUCUACGAGCACCUGACGCUCACGUUGGAUUCUGAUGGUUCUGAUGCGUACGUACUCCAGCGUCUCACCUAUCAACAAAAGCGAAAUGAGGAUCCUUACUUGGUCCGUGUUCUUGAACCGAGGCGUAAGACCCCUCACACACAAAGAUGUAAUGAAUUUCCAAGUCGCCGAUCGCCCUGCCUUGAUCUUCUCUCGGAGCUGGUGCCUCGCCUUCGAUACGUCACGCUUUGUUCCCCGCAGGCUCGCGCAGGCGCUCAAGGAGGCCGCGGCGCGCGAGCAGGAGCAGGCGGCCAAGGCCGCGGGCGGCGGCCGCUCGUCGUUCCAGGUGUGAGGACGAUGGAGGUGACAGCGUGUCCACGCAAGUGUUUUACGUCGACACGCGCUGGGGUGCUCCUAGAUUAAGAAGCUAUACGAUC